Exophiala aquamarina CBS 119918 is the source of this 423-nucleotide messenger RNA. RefSeq lists its product as uncharacterized. The record is from RefSeq and is a predicted model, not a curated record. The annotation marks the transcript as partial. NCBI's taxonomy places the organism in Eukaryota, Fungi, Ascomycota, Eurotiomycetes, Chaetothyriales, Herpotrichiellaceae. The transcript has a single exon.
UAUUCAACCUCCGGGUCACUACAACCAAUGUCGGCCUCAAUCAGUCUACCGCCCAUCAGCAGCAUUGAUUUCCAUGCGCAGACAGUACAGAGGUCAUCGCCAGAUGUGAUACAACCGCUACCGCCACCUCCACCAGCGGCGCCACGUGUGCUACCACCGCUACCAUAUCCGUAUGCUGUACGACCUGCACCACCCCCGCCUCCACCUCCCCUAGGGCACGAAUACAUGCAGGCUCGACCUAUAUACCCAGGCCUCCCCUCGGGCAUUCACUCGCCUUACCAACCAAUGCAUGGGCGGAUGCCACUGCCCUCGACAACCGAUCCCAACCUCAUUGUCGCCCCGACUCGGCACAAGGCCAAGGAGGUGAAAAGGCGGACUAAGACAGGGUGCCUGACUUGCCGGAAGAGACGUAUCAAAGUGAGU